Messenger RNA from Oncorhynchus nerka (sockeye salmon), 2433 nucleotides. RefSeq names its product early growth response protein 2b-like. The transcript has a single exon. NCBI's taxonomy places the organism in Eukaryota, Metazoa, Chordata, Actinopteri, Salmoniformes, Salmonidae. Bases 558 to 1283 code for a protein of 241 amino acids. The record is from RefSeq and is a predicted model, not a curated record. Gene Ontology annotation, biological process: regulation of transcription by RNA polymerase II. Gene Ontology annotation, molecular function: DNA-binding transcription factor activity, RNA polymerase II-specific; RNA polymerase II cis-regulatory region sequence-specific DNA binding.
UGGGUGAGCCGGUCAAGGAUCGAUUCAGACUAAGUAGUAAAUUUUAUGACAAGUAAACAGUUUAUUCAGAGUGAAAAUAUGUAGUACAGCGUAAUUACGGCUCUUCCGUUAGUUCGUGUUGGAACAGCAGGCAGAGAGCGAGUAAACAGUCAGCACAGCCCUUAUAUACGUCACAGAAAGUAGGUUGACUCUAGGAAGAUCGGAUCUCCGGAUUGGUUCAGCUGGUUGUAGUCUGUAGUCUUCCGCCAUUGGCUCAGUUGUCUGUCCGUCAUCGUAGAAUCUUCUUCGGGCACACAGUGUUCGGUUAAAAAAAAAGGAGAUUAUGUGUGUAAUGUGGGAGCUAUCCUGUAGGGGACCCCACAGGCUUUACUGUGAAAAAUGCGUUGCUAUGUGUUGUCUCAGUUAUAACAAUGCAAUAGCCAUGUAUUUAGCAAUAGAUUGGUCUCCUGCAUAAUAGCAAUUCUUCACAUGAUUUAACUACAGCAGCUUCCUCCCCGGUGUCUGCCUCGCCCUCGCCUGAACCACAGAACCUUUGCGUAUGAACCGUGAGCUGCACCAUGGCGCAGAGUCAACAUGAUAUAAACCACAUGUAUGCUCCAUCAUCUUACUCUUGUAGCAGGGAAAUGUACCAGGACCAAUCAACCUACCUGGCAACCUCGACCUGCCCCAUGUCCUACCAACAGCCGUUCCACUCAUACACGUCACCAAAGUCGACAGUGGACAGUGCGCUCUUAACCAUCAUGCCUGACUACAGCGGGUUCUACCAGCAAAAUUGCCAACGAGACAUCCAGGCUUUUCCUGACAGGAAAGUGUUACCAUAUUCACUGAACUCGCUGAGGCUUCCACCACCUCUGACACCUCUGAACACAAUAAGGAAUUUUACACGUGUGGGACCUGCGACAGAGGGCCCUUGUCAACCCAAUUCCUACAACACUCCAAAUGUACCCCUGAGGCCAAUACCGAGGCCGAGAAAGUAUCCAAACCGCUCGAGCAAAACGCCUGUCCAUGAGCGACCAUACCCUUGCCCGGCAGAGAGCUGCGACAGGAGGUUCUCUCGGUCGGACGAGAUGAGCAGACACGUCAGAAUCCACACAGGGCACAAACCCUUCCCAUGUCGGGUCUGCAUGCGCAGUUUCAGUCGCAGCGACCACCUCACUACGCACAUCCGCACACACACUGGAGAAAAACCAUUUUCUUGUGACCACUGUGGAAGAAAGUUCGCCAGGAGUGAUGAAAGAAGGAGACAUACGAAAAUCCACUUAAGACAGAAAGAGAAAAAGUAAUCAUAAUGACCCUGGCAUAAUUGGUUUGAACAUUCAGCCACAAUGUUUCCAUGCAGUCCAAAAAUAAUUGUAUAACAUCCAAAUCACAUUCACGCUGAAUUUAGCAGACAUGGUUAACUAGGGCGACUACUGAAUGUGGAUAUAAGGUGCUGAAUGAAUAACAUCAUAAAUGGACAGGGCUAUCACGUGUAUAUUAUAGACGUUAGGCAUAGAGCCAGUUAGCCAUAACUUAACUGUAAAUGUGCACAAACACUAGUGCUCAAGAUAGAACGUGUUUCAAUAGAGCAGGUUAGGAAACAGUCAUAGAGAUGCUGAAUAGCAGGCAAGGAGUAAGAUUCAACGCUAAUACUAAAGAGAAUCAGCCGGCAAGUAGAUUCUCUUUUGCCCGUGUUUAAAGAGCAGCUGAAAAAAAGAUGAUACCACAAUAGAUGAGACUGUGAUGGGCAUCCCUGCAUUUUAGCUGGAAAGGAGUGCAAUGACCAAUAUCACAGAGUCUAGAGGUCUGUUCUGCUGAAUAUCAUCACCAUUCUGAGAGUGGGGGCUUGACUCCCAUGUGUGCAAAAACUGGAAGCUUUGUACAGUGUCUGUCAAGAGAGACAAUUAACUGAAUUGAUUAACCUGCUGUUUGAUAACUUUUUUAAAUCUCCUGUUACUUGUUGGAUAAAGAUGACAGAGUAACAAACAAUUGAUGCCACUUAGCCUCUCAGCUGUAAGAUCAUUACAGAACAUAACAAAGGAGAAAAACUUUGAUACUUUUAUUUUACGUGUGUUUUACACACUGAGUAUUGAUAUUUAACUGACUUGAUGCUUCUUACAAUAAAUGUAGAAUAUUUUGACGUUGUUGGCAUAAAGAAAACUGCUUGUUUGUUAGUGUGCUUGUGCAUUGUUCCACAAAUGUAUUCUUAAUUAGCCUAGUACAAAUUAAAUUACUGGGCAAAGGACAUGGUUGAAUAUUUUAAACAACAAUGAAAUCCACUCUGUGUUGUAGAAUAUGUAUUUUUGUCUUAUUUUGGUCAUUUGAAAGUAGGCUAUAGGCUAUUGUAUAUAAACUCAGCAACAACAAAAGAACAUCCUCUCACUGUCAAAUGUGUUUAUUUUCAGCAAACUUUUUUAACAUGUGUAAAUAUUUGUAUGAACAUAAACAAGAUUC